GCGCUUGAAGAAAUCAUUCAUCUCAUAUUGUGGCCUCGGCCUCGUUAGCUUAGCAGGAGGAAAGUAACGUUAAUUAAAGGCAAAUCGCCGAAGACCUGCGCCUUAUCAGCGACACAACGUAACGUAGGUUUAGGGAAAAACUCCGCUGUUUACUGAAUCGUAAUCGACGCCUUUUAAAAUAAUGGGACUACUUUUUACCAGACUGAUGGCUGUGUUCGGUGACAGAGAGCACAAAGUGAUCAUUGUGGGUUUGGAUAAUGCUGGGAAGACAACAAUUCUCUACCAGUUUUUGACCAAAGAGGCUGUGCACACCACUCCCACUAUUGGCAGCAAUGUGGAGGAAAUUAAUGUAAAAAAAACACGCUUCCUUGUUUGGGACAUUGGGGGCCAGGAGACCCUCAGAGCCAGCUGGAGCACCUACUACUGCAAUACAGAGAUAGUGAUCCUUGUGGUUGACAGUACAGAUCGGGAGCGUUUGACUCUUACCAAAGAAGAGCUUCAUCGAAUGCUUGCACAUGAAGAUCUGCAGAAUGCCUCAGUGCUGGUGUUGGCCAAUAAGCAGGACAUGAAGGACAGCAUGACAGCAGCAGAAAUUUCCCGCAGUCUUACCCUUAGUUCAUUAACAGCUCGCUCAUGGCACAUCCAGGCCUGUUGCGCACUCACUGGAGAGGGUUUACCAGCGAGUUUGGACUGGAUGCAUUCUCGGGUGUUGGCAAACUAGUCCAGCAAUGAUUUGUCAUUACUUUCUGGAGCCAGAGAGAAUAAGCCAGGCCUGCCUUUGCCCUUGCCUAGCCCACAGUGCAUCAGUCUGGAGUGGAAACAACUCAGAGCCCCCUUCAAACACAACAGACUGGAGGCACCAAAUGCCACAAGCUUUCUUCCCAGGAGAGGAUAAAACUUUGGACAUAUAAGUGGCCACAUGGGCAUGUGUGUGUGUAUAUCCACUUGCGUGUGUGUGUGUAUUAUGUGACUCCGUUUUAGAGGUCCAUACUGUUUACACUGCAAACGAUCUGUGUUGAUCAGGGCAGGAGAAUUCUGCUCUGAUAUGCUGAACUCCGAUUGAACAGUGUCUUCUGGCCUGUGGCACCACAGUUGCUGGGAGCAAGGGUCACUGCCUAAAGACAGCCUAUUCGUGGGUGGAAUCUAGUCAUAUGGUUGUUCAGAGAGGUGCUCAGCCUUUAAGCUACUAAGGAAUUACUUGAAAUAUUUAAAUGGACCUUAUUUGUUUCUGUUGGACAAAUAUAAAUCCUGUGCAUGCUGUAAUGAAAGAAGUAUUGUAAUUCUGAAAGCAGGCCAAUUAUUCAGGUUAUGUUUUCUUUUUUUUUCACAUUUUUAUACAAAUAAAAGUUAUUGAAAAAAUGUUGUCACUUUGGAAAUGCUUCUUAUUGAUAAAGUGCAUAAGUGAUAGUUUCUUUAGUCUGUCCAUUUAUACAUAACUAAGAGAUAGCAAACUUUUAUCUCGAUGUAACAUUGAAUUGUUUCAGUUUUGGUCUUAAAACAAUCUGUGGAGUCAUAAAUAAAUGAUCAAAAAAACCUUGACUUUUUGCAAAGAACAGCCAAUAAGACACCAAUGAAUCUGUUUGGCCUGACCUUUUCUGACUUAGGAGGCUAUAGAUUCUUCAGUUUUUAGGUGAUUCUGAUAAAUCGGGGUAAACUUGUACACUACUAUUUUCUGAGGAAGCAUUCAAAGUUUCAUUUAAAUUGAUUGUCAUAAGCACCAUACAUACAAAUACUUAAACUAGUGCGUAAUUAUUAAAAUGUCAUAUUCUUUUAUGAAUGAAAUAAAGAAAAGAUAAUGGUUUCAAAUUACACAUCUUAUUAACAUCUAAAACAUUGCAAUUACAUCUAUGUUCCAAAAAUGUGGAAAUUUGACGUAAACCCAGGAUGGCCACAUAAUUAAUAAGGGUAAUAUCUUUUCUGCCCAGCAGAG
Messenger RNA from Pygocentrus nattereri (red-bellied piranha), 1930 nucleotides. It is a transcript of the gene arl5c, whose product is annotated as ADP-ribosylation factor-like 5C. The transcript has 6 exons. The record is from RefSeq and is a predicted model, not a curated record. Gene Ontology annotation, molecular function: GTPase activity; GTP binding. NCBI's taxonomy places the organism in Eukaryota, Metazoa, Chordata, Actinopteri, Characiformes, Serrasalmidae. The coding region runs from base 182 to 721 and encodes 179 amino acids. Gene Ontology annotation, cellular component: cytoplasm; trans-Golgi network. Gene Ontology annotation, biological process: intracellular protein transport; vesicle-mediated transport; protein localization to Golgi membrane.